This is a messenger RNA of Clavispora lusitaniae ATCC 42720, 2259 nucleotides long. RefSeq names its product SCF ubiquitin ligase complex subunit (gene CDC4). Lineage: Eukaryota; Fungi; Ascomycota; Pichiomycetes; Serinales; Metschnikowiaceae. The record is from RefSeq and is a predicted model, not a curated record. Gene Ontology annotation, molecular function: protein binding.
AUGCCCAAAUCUCCUUCCGAGUAUCCGCUUUCAGGAGCAGCGCCCACUUUUGAUACCAGACUUGUGGAUCCUCAGGCGCGGCUCUUGGACGUGUGGCUGGGCUCUUUUUCUCCCUUCUCUUUGCCCUCGUUGGUGGCCUCGGGCGCCAAAGAGUCUCGAAAACGUUUCCGUGUUGAUGCAAACGCGUGCGCUGAAGAGUCCAUGGAGCUGCAAAUGACUUUUAAAGACUGUGAGUCCGGUGACGACAUGAUGAUGACGGAUUCGGAAUCUUCCGACGCCUUGACGCAUCCGCCCAAGCGAAGAUUAACAUCGGUUGCACUGGGCCAAUGCUUACUGCUGCUUCUGGCUCGCUUUCCUCCAUCGCUGGCCCACUCCAACUGUUCGGUGCCUAAUUCGGCCAAUGUGGUUGCCACUCCGGCUGAAGGAGACCAUCUUCAACCUUGUACUCCCAAAGCUUUGGAUUCGCUUGGAGCAACUCCCGUAUCAGAUUUAGACGACCAGAGCGCACAGCAGCUUGUCCUCCCGCUGCCACUGGCUUCUCCCGUGCAGAGCUCGGGCGAAAAACCUUCAGUUUUUGAGGUUUUGGAAAACCUCACUCUGAAUGUGCCGUCAACCCAGGGAGAGCUCAUAGACUUGGUGCUCAGUCUUAACGAUUUUGUGCUGGAGCAGAACCGCAACCACGUGGUUUUUGAAAUGCUCAAGCUCGUUAGCAGACUGUCUCUUCUGUCCAUUUGUGGCAUUAUCGAAAAGUGUUUACGUCGUGAUUUGUUGACCAGCUUACCCGUGGAGAUUCUGUUGAACAUUCUCUCGCAUUUGGAUGCGCCUUCUGUCUUGGCUGUAGCGCAAGUUUGCCGUCUGUGGCUUCGGCUAGUCAAUAAUACCGCUUUAUGGUGCAAAAUGCUUCAGCGUGAUAAGUUGGUUACUGAUGAAGCCCAGAUUCAUCGCGAAUUGGCAAAUCCACAAAAACUAAUUGAACAGUGGGCCACUCCAGGCCCUCUUCUCUCGGAGAUAAACCCCGCACAAAUUCUCUACAAAAAGAGGUCCAUCAUUUUCAAGCGGUGGAUGGAUCCAAAAUACGAGCCAUCUCGCAUAAGCGUGGCGGGCCAUGGCGCUAACAUUGUCACAUGCCUCCAACACGACGAGGAAAAAGUCAUCACGGGCCUUGAUGGCAAGCUGAUAAACGUGCAUAGUACUAAGACAGGAGAGCUUUUACGGCUUUUAAAAGGACACGAUGGAGGCGUGUGGGCGCUCAAGUACUUCUCCAAUACUUUGGUUAGUGGCUCGACAGACCGCGAUGUUCGUGUCUGGAACAUUCGAACUGGACGGUGCUCCCAUGUUUUCCGUGGCCAUACUUCUACUGUACGGUGCCUAGAUAUUUUGCAUCCAGUGCAGAUCGGUGUUAACGACAAUGGUCAGCCAAUUAUGUAUCCCGAACAGCCGCUUUUGGUGACAGGUUCGCGUGACCACAAUUUGCACGUAUGGAAGUUACCCCUUGAUAAUGAAGGUGAAGGGGCUGAUGUUAUUCGGGAAACCAAAAUUUACGAUGUGAAGGAUCCAUCAAACCCAUACCUCGUCGCGUUGUUAUUGGGUCACACGCAGUCUGUGCGUUCUGUCACCGGUUAUGGCAACAUUAUAAUCUCAGGCUCUUAUGAUACGACUGUGCGCGUGUGGGACUUAAUGGAUGGUGGUCGCUGCAAGCAUAUUCUUGAAGGACACAGCGAUAAGAUUUACUCUACAGCAUUGAAUUUCAAAAACAAACGGUGCUACUCGGGAUCCAUGGAUCUGUCGAUCAACGUAUGGGAUUUUGAAAAAGGAAAGCUUUUGUAUUCAUUGCAAGGCCACAGUUCGCUAGUGGGUCUUUUAGCACUCUCCGAUGACUAUCUAGUAUCGGCUGCUGCAGACUCUACUUUAAGGGUAUGGGAUCCAAAUACCGGUGAAACAGUCAGCAAAUUAAAAGGUCACAAUAGUGCCAUCACAUGCUUUCAACACGAUAGCCUUCGAAUUGUCAGUGGAAGUGAGCGCAUGUUCAAACUUUGGGAUAUAAGGACAGGAAAGUUUGUUCGUGACCUCCUAUCAGACAUCACGGGCGGUAUCUGGCAAGUUAGCUUCGAUCCUGAUAGAUGUAUCGCUGCUCUUCAAAAGAAGAAAAAUGACACGGAAGAAACGUACAUUGAAAUUCUUGACUUUAGCACUCCGCUCAACUCUCUACCGCAUGAUAAAUCAGGCGGUAGUCAAACCCCAUUGAUGUUAAAGUCAUAA